Molecule: messenger RNA, 1089 nt
Organism: Wallemia mellicola CBS 633.66
Lineage: Eukaryota; Fungi; Basidiomycota; Wallemiomycetes; Wallemiales; Wallemiaceae
Product: NAD(P)-binding protein
Exons: 1
Coding region: 85-831 (248 amino acids)
Cellular component (GO): intracellular anatomical structure
Molecular function (GO): oxidoreductase activity, acting on NAD(P)H, oxygen as acceptor
Source: RefSeq, a predicted model, not a curated record
CUGCCGUAUAAGCAAUUAUCGAUAUCAAACCAAAUAACAGAUUUCAUUGUUGGUUGUAAGCGUAAGGUGAACAACGUGACGAAAAUGCCAACAGUUUUAGUAACAGGUAGUUCAAGAGGAAUUGGAUUAGAGAUUGUUAGAGAUUUAUUAUCAAAAAAUAACAAUGUAAUAUCAAUUUCACGUACAAUAACCGAUGAACUCAAGGAAUUGGAGUCCGACAAGCUAUUGAUCGUAAAAGGCGACUUAGUUGAUAGAAGUGUAUCCAAAGUAGCCGUCGAUGAAGGUAUAAAGAAGUAUGGUGUCUUAGAUUCUAUCAUUCUUAAUCACGGUGUAAUCAACCCAAUUGGAAAGGUAUCAGAUAUCAAUCCAGAAGAUGUUUUGAACAUUAUUAACACCAACUUUAUCAGUUUAUAUCACACAAUUCAAUUGGCUUUACCACACUUGAGAGAUUCGAAGGGUAAUAUCCUUUUGGUGAGCUCAGGUGCAGCUACAGCCGGAUAUUCAGCUUGGACAGCCUAUAGCGCAUCAAAGGCUGCUAUGAACAGCUUAGCAAGAACCUUAGCUAAUGAAGAGAAGGAUAUAACAACUAUAGCAAUCGAACCUGGUGUUGUAGACACUCCAAUGCAACAAUCCAUUAGAAACAAUGGUAACAAUGCUAUGUUAUCAGAGGAUUAUAAAUUCAUUAUGAAUUUAUACUCAGAGAAGAAGAUGUUAACGCCUGACCAACCUGCGAAAGUUUUCUCAAAUUUAUCAGCUAUAAAGUUAUCUGGACAGCAUUCAGGUGCAUUCCUCAGUUGGGAUUCUAAUGAAUUUGAGGACUUUAGAAACUGAUAAAUACAAGUACAUCGAACGUUUGUAGACUAAAUAACUGAUUAUAGAACACACAUAUUCAGUUUACCAUCUAAGCCUCGUGAUUGUUCUUUGUAAUGACAGAUCAUAUUCAUCCUCUUACAUCUAGUUGGCUUAAUCCCUUAACAGGUUUGCUGCUACUUCUCUCUGGUAGAGUAUUCUGAGGUUAUUUGUACGUGACGUUCUGCAUAUUUUAAAUAAUGUAGAACUGAUAACUACUGACAGUCUUCAUUCAAGCAG